Symbiodinium sp. CCMP2456 is the source of this 2519-nucleotide messenger RNA. Lineage: Eukaryota; Dinophyceae; Suessiales; Symbiodiniaceae. The record is from the annotation of a GenBank genome assembly.
GCAUUGUUCGCCGACUCUACGCCACGCUGCAGCGCAAGAACCAAGAAAUUGCACAGCUUGAGACGGAGGCCGCUGGCAGCAAGAAGAUCAAAGGGCCAGGAGCCGGGCGUUCAACGUCGCUCCCUGGGCAACCGAAGCGCCGCUUGCAGUCCCCUCGUGGCGACUCGCAAACUCUGCCGGGAGCUGUCGAAAGCCAGUCGAAGGACUCGCUGGUUGCGCCCAGGAGUCCUCGCGACAGUUGUGCCUCGGGAACCUUGUUUUCGCCUCGCAGGGCCAAGGAAGGCGGCCAGUACCAAAGCUUCAAAGCGAUGCAGGAGCAGCAGCAAGCCGAGUAUUUAAAGUUCCUGCAGGAGCGAGCGGGCUGCCGUCCAGAGGAGGGUAGCCCUCGCGGGUCGACGUCUCCGCGUGACUCCGCCCGGAUGCCUCAGGUGUUUCGUCGCCUCACCGCCCCCGCUACACCGCCUUCCGACCAGAUGGCGCGCAUCGCCGUCGCCCACAUGGGAGCAAACAAGGCGCAGGUGUCUUUCGGAGGUGCACUUGCCGAGAGUUCGGAUGCUUCCCAGUAUCUGGACGCGCUGCUUGAGGCACACCACUCGGAAGUUGCAGCACGUGCGGAGGAUCUCACAACCUACAUCAAGCAAUCGCCGCGGGUCUCCGAGGAGAAAGCACGGGAGAUUUUCGACCGGUUGUACAAGAACGGCAAGGAUGCUCGUGUGAGACGGCGCGUCUACGCAGAACUCGGCCUCCUCGUAGAGCAGGCCAAGGAAGCGCAGCUGUGCACCUUCGAGCCGCGGCUGCCUCUGGCGAAGUACCCGGACGGUUUCCAACCGCAAGAGUCGGUCAACGAACGCCUCUACCGCGACAGUUUCGAGAGGCGCCGCCGUCGACAGGAAGCGAAGCAGUCGGUCCCGCUGCCCUCCUUCCGGCCGAAUGCGUCCAUCAACAGCACGACAAGUCGGCGCAGUGAAGGCGGCAUGUCACCAAGGGACACCGUGUGCUCGGAAGGCUUGGGCUUUGACGACGGUCGACUGACCACGGAGGGAUCCUCGCGGCGGCAGAACAGCCCAACUCAUGAUCGGCUUUAUCGAGAACAUGCUGAUCGAAAGGCCCGGCAAGCACAUCGGCAGGAUGCCAUGGCGGACUGGAGGAAGCACACAUUCAAGCCGGACAUCUCAAUGAGUCAGGCGACCGGCCCACAAAUUGCUCGAUCCGGGAACUUCCUCGACCAGCUGGAGACUGGCCGUUCCGAUGAGGAUGGGGGCGAUCUACAGACCUUCACGAUCUCUGGCAGACCUACUGUCCCUAUUCGAACCAGCACGCAUCCGGCCUUUGAUCAGGAGCUCUCCGACGAGGAGGACUACAAAGUCAUGCAGGACUCUAACUUCGAGAGCCCGAGCAAGGACAUGUCCAGCAUCGAGGCCACCAGCCCGAUCGAGCAGGCGUCGAGCUACAAGCUGCACCCCGCCGCGGCUGCCCAGCAGGCUGCCAAAGAGGAGGACCACUAUGACUACGAGCAGCCAGCUCUGUCGGCAGAUCCGGAGCUGCCUGAAACGCAAGACAUCGGCCAGCCCCAGGAAGCAGAGGAGCCACCGGCAGCCGCAGCUGCGGAUGUGGAUGUUGCCGCCUCAUCGGAAAGCAGAGCGCAGCCAGCGGAAGAGGAAACCUACGACAUGCCGGCCGCGGACAAGCUCUCUGAGGUGUGCAAGGAUCUGAGAGCCGAAGCAGAGAAGACGGACGCAGCUGCUUCCGCCACUGCAGCGCAGCCUGUGGAGAUGGACUAUCGGACACCGGACAUGUACUUGAACCCACAGGGCCCAGAGCACCCGUCGGGGCAAGCCUCACGCCAGACCUCGCGCGGGGACUUGCAGCCGGUGCGGCGGCAGUGGGUUCAGACCCAGCCGCAAUUGCCGAGCACUGCAGCUGCAGCAGCUGCUGCGGCCACUGCUGUGCGACAGACUUCUCCUGACAUGAAGACUUCCCCGGAGCUGCCUGUCUCGGUGUCUCGUCAGGACUCGGCAUACUCCGCGAGCGGCUACAGCCAGUCGAAUUCUCCUUCUGUGCCCUACCGGCAUUUUUCCGGGCGCAUCCUGACUCCACGAGAAUCGUCAGGCAACAUAUCCGUGGUGUCGAAUGGCAGGCCCGGCACCUUCAGCCCGCGCACGGCCUUCAUCGCGGCAGGUCAGCCACCUGCUUCAAUUCCAGUGUCUCAGCCGCCGGGCUUCGUCGCGUCCCAGCCGCAAGUGCAACCAGGCGUCGUCUUCGCGGCCUGGCCUGCUGGCAGCACGCAAGUGCAGGAUGCUGCUCCGCAAGUGGCGUCUCCCGGGCUGCCAGUGCAGAGCCCUCGAGGAGUCGUCUCGCCAGGCCUCCCGGCGCGGCUACCGGCCAACAGGUACAUCCCUCAGCCGCAGCAGGUGAUAACACCGAUUCCGUUUCAAGCGCAGCAACCACAUCAUCCUACUAUGCAGUUUUCCCCGCGCGGAAUGUGGCAGGUCCCCACCAUGCCUCAGGUCCUCCGUUGA